Messenger RNA from Ectocarpus siliculosus, 2703 nucleotides. Lineage: Eukaryota; Phaeophyceae; Ectocarpales; Ectocarpaceae. The record is from the annotation of a GenBank genome assembly.
AUGGCCACGGAGACCGCCCCUCCCCCGUCAGCAUCCGGUGCGGAUGCGCCCAAAGCGGUCUCUUUUUUAAGCUCGGAUGCACCAAUCCAGGCUGUGACCGUGUUCUGCAAGGACAAGGCCGAAGUCACACGUGUCAUCAACUUCUCGUCGCCGUCCAGCCUCGGUCGUCACGAGGUGGAGCUCGCAGAUCUUCCCCACCGCUUCCUUAUCAACGAGACGAGCUUGAGAGUCAAGGGGUCCGGGCAUUGCACGAUUCUCCACGUCAGCUACACCGACGAGCCGCCUAUGGGCCCUGCAGAGCCCGAACUCACCCAGGAGGAAGAAGACGCGGCCAAGGACAGGGAAGAAAAGCGCAAGCAGGAUAUCCAGAGGCUGACAGACGAGCUCACCGUCCUGAACCAGCAGUCGUCUCGAAACAUGCAUAUGCGAGAGUACGCCGAUCGCUUUGCCGAGAGGGCCGUGACCGCCACCGCUGGGGGGAGCACCAACGCUGCUGCCGCUCUGGGCGUCUCCGACAAUGGACCAGCCCCGAGGGUGGAGGACGUGGGCAAGGCUCUGGAUUGGUGGGCAGCCAGAGCGGUACAAACAGACGCCGAAGUACACCGACUCGAGCUAGAGGGCCGACGCCUGAAGGAAGCCAUCACCGAGCUCCACAAACGUCCGGCCACUUCAUCUGCUUCCGCGCGUGUUCCGAAAGCAACGGAGAAAGUGACGAAGAAACCGGGUAGGAUACUCAUCACCGUGGACGUACAAGAGCUUGGCAACAUCGAACUGGAGGUGAAGUACAUGACCCGUGGGGCGACUUGGUCUCCUUCGUACGACCUCCGAGUGGAUACGCAGACCGAUUCCGUGUCGUGCACGUACUACGGAAUGGUCACACAGAGCACCACUGAGGACUGGCAAGGAGUGUCUCUUCGGCUGUCGACAGCGGAGCCCACUGUCCACGGGACGCCACCUGCGCUGGAAAGCAAGACUGUUUCCCUCAAAAUCUAUCGGAUGCCGGAGCCCAGUUUCAACAAACCUCGUGGCGCCAUGAAGGGUAUGAGGAAGAAGAGCGGAGCGUCCAGUCGGCGAUCGAGCUUCGGGAGUGUCGGUGAAUGCGAGGAGGACGGGGAGUCUUCAAGCCUUGAUGACACCAUGUCAGCGGCGCUGUGCGUGGGGGGCUACGGCGGCGGCGCUCCUGGCGGUGGUGGAGGCGGCUCUGCUCCGUGUGCCCCACCACCGCCUCCAAAGGCGAAACCCGCCGUGGCCCAGGUGGAGGGCGGGGGCGGCGGAAUGGGUGCCGUUUCAUUCGUCGUGGAAACGCCGGCAGACAUCAAGAGCAACGCGCAGGCAAAGAAGCUCACCGUGGGAGUAUUGCAGCUCUCCGCGGAAGUUUCGCACUACCUCGUACCUGCCAAGGAAUCCGCCGCUUACCUGCAAGCUAAGGCGACGAACAACACCGACUAUCUGCUCCUGGCGAGCAAUGACGUGUCCAUCUUCUUCGACAACAGCUUCGUCACCAAGACCAGCCUCACCUCCGUCUCUCCCGGAGAGUCCUUCCAGACCUUCCUAGGCAUCGACCCCGCCGUUAAGAUCACGGUUGCGCCGCCUCGCAAGACCAGCAAGAAGCGCGGCAUCUUCUCCAAGUCCAACCACGUCACUCACACCCACAGCACGUCGAUCUCCAACAAGAAGAAGGUGCCGGUGACCUGUGUCGUCGUCGACGCCAUGCCGCGCUCCACCAACGAGAUCAUCAAGGUGACCCUCAAGCAACCGCCACCGUCUGGCGUGACGGAGUCCGAAGCCAUCACCGACGACGUCCUCGCUUCCGCCGCCUUGGAAAUGUGCGAAGCGGGUGACAGGGGCAGCAGCAACGUCCAAAUGCCGCCUGCGGUGCAUGGCGUCUUAGGUGUAAUCAAGAGCCCGUCGAACCACUUGGCGUGGGUGGGGAAGAUCGCCCCCCAGGGAGAGAUCUCCGUCCCUCUCGAGUACACCGUGGAGUGGCCCACCGGAAAGCAGAUCGAGUUCUCCGAAUGAAAUAUCGCAGGACGAACAUGCGGUCAGAGCGAACACAGACGAAGAAACUACCUUGCGUUCCGAACACAUGGUAAACUUACAUUCUUCCCUGUGCGAUUCGUGAUUCCUGAUCGAUUAUUCUUUAUGUAGUUGUCCCGCUUGCAGCGGUAACAAUAUCGUGCUACGGUUGUGCCGUACUGCUGCCGAAACGACGUAAGUCUUGCUCUGUCGUCUCGGGGUGUGAAGAAUCAUUCGAGCUGUAUACUUUAUCAGCUCUGCUGAGUUUGCACGCUGUUGCCGGGUGUGUAUAUCGUUUGUUAACAGAACCCAGUGCCAUGUGUUUCGGUUGAGCGUGGAAUAGCAAGACUGAGAAAAGAGGCUCAGCGCGUGCAGUUUUGAGUGCUAUCCCAUGUAGUCGAUUGGUGAGCACAUCGCAUUGCCCACCGUCCUCGUCGACGUUCACUCUCCCUCUUGAGGGUGGAGGCUUUCUCAAGGUUGGUUGUGGAAGGGUGUUGAGCAAGAAGCAUAGUGUUGAUGGUGUUAUCGUUUCGAAAUUAGAGUAGAACCACUCGCGUGCGCAACUGGGGAAGCAUGAGUGCCCGCUUUGUUGCGCUCGCCGUGACAGGCGCAGCCCAGAGUUGUACCCGGUGUUUGUACACGUGUCGUUGUGGGGAAACUCCAUAGAAAACCUGUAACCAGCAUGCA